GUCAAGCGGGCGCGAGCCGGGCCGUGGAGUAACUUCCGCUUCCGGUGCCCUUGUUUCGUACGUUGCGGACGAGGCGGUGAACGGAGCAGCGGCCAAGAUGCUGCGAAACCUUCUGGCUCUUCGACAGAUUUCCCAAAAAGCCAUAAGCACUGCCCCUCGCAGGCAGAUCACAAACAGGGUUCCAGAGUACCAGAAACUUUUCCAGGAAGAUAAUGGCCUUCCAGUAUACCUAAAAGGUGGAUUGAUGGAUACAAUUCUGUAUCGGAUAACCAUGAGCCUGUCUAUAGUUGGGACAGGCUACGCCCUUUAUGUGCUCUUCAUGGCUGCUAUGCCGAAGAAAAACAAAUGACUUCAUUUUACAGGAUGCAUCUUGAAGUAGCAUCUCUCCGUCCCAUUCCAUUACACUCUUCAGGGACCUACUUUGUCCUUGUCCUAAAUGACUAUGUGUUUGGGAUCAAUAUUUAUUGAGUUGAAAUGUUCUAUUCUGCAGCCAAUAAAGUAGUUCUUCAUUUC
Messenger RNA from Anolis sagrei ordinatus, 513 nucleotides. RefSeq names its product cytochrome c oxidase subunit 7A2 (gene COX7A2). The record is from RefSeq and is a predicted model, not a curated record. NCBI's taxonomy places the organism in Eukaryota, Metazoa, Chordata, Lepidosauria, Squamata, Anolidae. Gene Ontology annotation, biological process: regulation of oxidative phosphorylation; mitochondrial respirasome assembly; mitochondrial electron transport, cytochrome c to oxygen.